This is a messenger RNA of Solanum tuberosum (potato), 336 nucleotides long. RefSeq lists its product as uncharacterized. NCBI's taxonomy places the organism in Eukaryota, Viridiplantae, Streptophyta, Magnoliopsida, Solanales, Solanaceae. Bases 7 to 336 code for a protein of 109 amino acids. The transcript is spliced from 2 exons. The record is from RefSeq and is a predicted model, not a curated record.
AAAUCAAUGGAAGAAGUGAUCACAAAAGGAGAAGGAAUCAUGACCUUAUUUCCCCGAUUGAAAUGCCUGGGUCUUAACUAUCUGCCUAAGCUGGGGCAUUUCUUUCUAACAGAGCAUGCUCUUGAAUUUCCAUUUCUCAAUUACGUGAAUAUUCGCGGCUGCCCUGAAAUGAAGACGUUUGUCCAACAGAGAAUAUCUGUGAGUACACCGAUUCUCAAAUGUGAUGAUGAGGUGAAAGUAGAUGAUCUCAAUAAAUGGAUACAACAGAGGUUCAAUAACAAGGAACAAAAAGCUAGGGAUGGCAACGAAGCUGAACCUAGUCAUGCCAGAAGUUAG